AUGUUUGCUCGCUUGUCGCGCCAGUCUGCCCGGUGGGUAGAUGUGCGCGUCGAACACGCAUUAUCUAGCGAUGACGAUGCCAUAUCGAUUGAUGUAAACGUGCUCACCUGCCUCGACUUGUCGUGGCGCGGGCUGUGUGGGCGAACCAUCGAGCCCGUGUAUCGUGGCUUGAAAAGUGUCGUGGAGGAAGACUUAAACACAGUUGUUAAGUUGUUGUCAGAACUAGAUUCCGUCGGUGAGGGGCUAGAACGGACGAAUGAAAAUGUACAAGUACCACCGCAACCGCAGCCUCCAUUACCGCCGGGCCCUAGAGUUUAUGUGGCAGAGGACAGCGCAUUAUCGUGUGCUGACGUUUCACUGCCAGAACGACCGAGAAGGAAGCGUCGGCGAUCCUCUGCUUUAGUCGAACCGCUUGUCAUCAAACCUACCCAUCCUUCUGCUCCGACGAUCAUCAUUUCACCUUGUCCAUCCCAGGCUCGUGAAACUUCGUCUUGGGUACCAUACCAAGAUGCGUCAUUUGGCGCGCGCCUCACAGUGCCUACGUACGCCCCAUUCAACGGCGCAUUUCCGCCCCUUGUAACCCCAUCCGAUCUUGACAACCGCGUCGAUGAUUGGAUGUAUGUCGACGGCCAUUGGUGUGCUAUUCUCCCGACACAAGAUGAACAGUGCAGAAGGGGGCUGUACUCCAGGAGCGUAUCUAGGCGGCGUUCAAGGCUACGCCCUCCUUGUCGGACGGACGUCUGA
Molecule: messenger RNA, 744 nt
Organism: Suillus paluster
Lineage: Eukaryota; Fungi; Basidiomycota; Agaricomycetes; Boletales; Suillaceae
Exons: 4
Coding region: 1-744 (247 amino acids)
Source: RefSeq, a predicted model, not a curated record